Molecule: messenger RNA, 654 nt
Organism: Penicillium antarcticum
Lineage: Eukaryota; Fungi; Ascomycota; Eurotiomycetes; Eurotiales; Aspergillaceae
Exons: 2
Coding region: 1-654 (217 amino acids)
Source: RefSeq, a predicted model, not a curated record
AUGUCCAAUGCACGCAGAGGCUUGCCAUUGGGGUAUCUGAAUCAACUUGAGCAGAGGUUAGCAGAAACCGAGUCCGCCCUAUAUGGAGCACUCACAGCCCUCCGAUCAAUGGGAUCAUCAGCCGUACAAGCCUCGGCCAAGACCGACACAGCACCUAAACACAAGACAGCACGCAUGGAAGAGUGGUCCCAACUCCCACUCCGAGAGUGGCCGGACAUGGAACGAUGGAUGACGGUGAUGUCGGACCAAUUCAACAUGGAGCAGCCAAGAGAGAUGAUCCCCGAGACAUCAAGGGGCGGUUACGCAAUACCGAUGACUCCUAUUCACGAUGAAACGCGUUCUUUAGGUGUAUCUGAUGAGCCGCAUUCGGGGACUGUGCGGUCUCCAUGGCAGCCUGGGGAUAGCAGAAUCAGUAUAGGUAGUCCGUAUGAUACCCAUCAGCCGCGCCCCGGAAUGAUGGCUUCCCCGGCGUAUUAUAGGCAAGUUGCGGUUGAUUUGGAGGUCCUGCCGUCUCCAUCAGCUAGAAGUUCCCGACAUGAGGUGGAUGAUGCCAGUGUUUCUGUUAUGGAUCAUUCAAAAGCAGCAGCUGGUGUGGAGCCGCGAUCGACGAGGGCUGAGGAGCUAUCACACGAGAAUCCGAGUCUAUAUUUCUGA